This is a messenger RNA of Cyprinodon variegatus (sheepshead minnow), 2120 nucleotides long. RefSeq names its product WEE1 homolog 2 (S. pombe) (gene wee2). The transcript is spliced from 12 exons. Gene Ontology annotation, biological process: regulation of meiosis I; mitotic cell cycle; protein phosphorylation. The record is from RefSeq and is a predicted model, not a curated record. Gene Ontology annotation, cellular component: nucleus. NCBI's taxonomy places the organism in Eukaryota, Metazoa, Chordata, Actinopteri, Cyprinodontiformes, Cyprinodontidae. Gene Ontology annotation, molecular function: non-membrane spanning protein tyrosine kinase activity; magnesium ion binding; ATP binding. The coding region runs from base 65 to 1723 and encodes 552 amino acids.
GCGCGAAAUCAGAGCGUGUUUGAGGUGGUAGUGCACAGGUGGUGGUGUUUAUCCUUAAUCCAGCAUGAAGAGAACCUUCCUAGAGCCUCAGGUUAAAGGCAUGGCGACACUGUUUAAUGAAAUCAGCCAAGAUUUUUCCAGCUGCGGUGAGGAGGGAAACAGCAGUGACACCACCUCAGAUGACUCCACAGCCCUCCACAGUCCCACCCUGCUCUGCAGGACCCCUCGAGUUCAGCGGCAUCGCAGCAGAAGCACCUCAUCCUUUUCGCCUUUCCAGAGCAAAAGCCCCAUACCUUUUGCUUCUUGGAGUAAGCUCAGGCUGUGUGACACUCCCAGCACACCCAAGAGUUUACUGUCAAAGGCAUCCCAGCCUUUCUCUAGCAUAAAGAUAGGUCGCCAUCAGAGGUGCCUACGUUUCACCUCCGAUUCUGCAAAACUUAUCCACGCUCCUUCAGUCAAUGUUAAUCCUUUCACUCCAGAAACGGUCCGCAGGAAAAGUGAACUGCAAUGGAGGAGUGAUGAGGAUGAUUCCCAUGAUUACAGGCAAAGGUUGAAACACAGCCUCACAUCAUCUGAAGAGGAUGACGAAGCCUUUCUCCCACCAAAGAGACGUGCAGUCCAAGCCUUCAUGCUGUCGCGCUACGAGAGCGAGUUCCUAGAGCUGGAGUGCAUCGGUGUGGGAGAGUUUGGGGCAGUUUAUAAGUGCGUUAAUCGACUGGAUGGGUGCCUGUAUGCCAUAAAACGCUCCAGACGUCCCCUGGCUGGCUCUUCCAAUGAGCAGCUGGCUUUAAAGGAGGUGUAUGCACAUGCGGUUCUUGGACACCACCCACAUGUUGUUCGCUAUUAUUCUGCCUGGGCAGAGGAUGACCACAUGCUGAUUCAGAAUGAGUACUGUGAUGGUGGAAGCCUGGGGGAUGCCAUUAUAAAGAAGAAGGAACAGGGUGAGCAGCUUACAGAGGCUGAGCUCAAAGAUCUGCUUUUACAAGUGGCUAUGGGUCUAAAAUACAUCCACAGCUCAGGCCUGGCCCACCUAGACCUCAAGCCAAGCAACAUAUUCAUUUGCCAGCAGCCCAGUGCAGAUGGAGGAUGCGAGGUAGAGAGCGAGGGGGAAGAUGAGGACCAGUCUUCAGCUGGAGUCCUUUAUAAAAUUGGUGAUCUUGGUCAUGUGACAUCAGUAAGUAGUCCACAAGUCGAGGAGGGGGACAGCCGUUUCCUCGCCAAAGAAAUUUUGCAUGAGGAUUACACCCACCUCCCUAAGGCUGACAUAUUUGCUCUGGGCCUUACUGUGCUGCUGGCGGCUGGUGCCCCCCCUCUGCCUCCUAAUGGAGAUCAGUGGCACAGUCUCAGAGAGGGUCACCUCCCCCCGGUGCCACAAGCCCUCUCUCCUUCAUUCAAAGGUUUACUUCAGUCUUUGCUGGAUCCUGACCCGGUUAAGCGGCCCUCCGCCAAAGAGCUUUGCAAACACACAGUCUUGAGGGAAAAGAGGACUGAGACGCUGGCUGCUCAGCUGCGUUGGGAGCUCAAUGUGGAGAAAUUCAGAACAGCAAUGCUUGAAAAGGAGCUCCAGGAGGCACGACAGGCGGCCUUAUCCCCAAAACAGAAUUUCUCCCUUGGUUUGAAGCCUCCCAUGAAAGUGGGGUCCGUACCAAGGAUAGGGAGAAGACUUGUUGGAAGGAAAACCACUCGAUCUGUCAGCUUUGGUUGUCCAGGGUAUGCUGUCUGACAAGUGAUGAAUCUCUUUGGAGAAACAGGAAAUAUCUUUGUUAUAAGCCUGUAGCUCUUAAAGUGAAGCUCACAGAAAUGGUUACAUGUACAGUCUUGUUUGUUUGGAGGAACUUGUGUAACUAGAACUUUAGAUUGAGUUGGCUUUAAUGGGAUAAUUUGAUUCCAGCAUAUCCUGUAACUCCAUGAGUCCAAUCCGCGGAUGGUCUUUUACUUGUUUUAUUUUCUUUUAAUAAACAUUUUAAGUACUUUAAUACAUGCAUGCUGAUUAUUUGUCAAUUUUGUAUUGUUGGUUGUGUAGAUGUGGUAAAUUUGUUAUCUUUAAGGGGACUUUCCUCUGGAAGUUUUUUCUUUUUUUUUCUAAGUUGCACUGAACUGUGAGAUUCAAAGGAAGUAUG